AUGUCGAAGUUCGUGGUUCUAGUUUGUGCGACUGUGAUAUGGUGUGCCGCAAGGACGACUUCCGAAACAGCUAGUGUAACAUAUACGUACAAUUCGUCAGAUUUGUCUUAUUUAUCGAAUGGUAUCCAGUUUCCAGUUGCCGAGUCCGAAGUUCAACCACUGCUAGGGGCAGAUAUUCGUCAAAAUAUAACGGAAAUGCAGUGGUUCUCUGGACUUUACGAUCAUUUUAAGUGGUGGACGCAUUUAAAUGGCCUGGACAGUAAACGAUGUCGGGGCGAUAUAAUGACUUACCUGAGGGAGCUCAGCAAUGCCACUUCCUGGGCAACAAAAAUGUACGAUGCAUCUGGCCGUUAUACGGGUCAAUUCUUCUUCGGAAACGAUUAUUGGCUCGGAUCAAAGACACUGUGCAAAGAACUGACGAAUAUUGAGACAAACAAGGAGGUACCUCCAUUUGAGGUUUAUUUUUAUGUGGCAAAAAUUAGGAUCAACAUCAACAAUCAAGCUACUCCCGUUACGAGGCAGUUGAACCUGGGUGAGUGCCUGCCUAGGUCUUGCGGUGUGGCUGGAGUUCGCAUGCUGUUGGCACAAGAACGCAAUCAAGGGGCAUCGGUAAAUAUUGUGGGUGUACGAGAAGUUCCUGGGAAAUACUCUCUAUUGUCUGAUUUGAAAGUUCACAUUUUGGGUGGAACUGUAUUAAUUACAGUCGCUAUAAUUGUGGUAGCAUCACUAACAGAAAUAAUAAUAAAGAAACGACAUAGACUAGUAGAACAUAAAGAUGCUGAAGUGGAGAACAACAAUCAAAACCAAAACAACAACAAUAACAAUGUAGAUGAUAAUAAAUAUGUGAAGCGAAGUACUGAAAUGGUUCUGAAAGAAGAAAAUAAUAAAACAAAUAAAACUAGAAACGGUAUAUUUUUAAGGCUAUUGCUGUCUUUCUCUGCCGUAAGCAAUGGGAAGAAAAUUAUUUCAGUGGACAGAGUAUCAAUGGAGUCGAUAAAAUGUAUCCACGGAUUGAGAUUCUUUUCCAUAGGCUGGAUCAUAUUGGUUCAUUCAUACCUCGAGUUAUUUGCAAUUGCUGAUAAUAAAAAUUUAAGGAUUUUGACCGAAAGAGGUUUCAUGUAUCAGACGAUCUCUAACGCGACUUUCUCCGUAGACACUUUCUUCUUUAUUAGUGGUCUCUUGGUAACUCUACUUUACUUCAGAACGGAGUCUAAGAAACAGCUUCCGAAGAAACCAAAGAAUACCUGCGAAGAUAUCCAGGCGAACACACUAAAGUUUCUGUUUAUGUUACUUUACAGGGUUUUUAGACUGACGCCAGCCUAUCUGUUUGUUUUGGGAGCAAACGAAAUUGUUUUGAGGUACAUACAUAACCAUUCCGUGUUUUCCCCUGCAAUUAUCGAUCACGUCAACUGUGACAAGUUCUGGUGGAGAAAUGCUCUCUACAUAAAUAAUUUCUACCCCAGAGAUGAGUUUUGCAUGUUGUGGUCUUGGUAUAUGGCAAAUGACACUCAGUUUUAUAUUUUGGCCAGUAUUUUAUUACUGAUUGCUGUGAGAGGCCCUAAACAUGUAAAAUUCGCUGCCGUAUCAAUCGGUGUGCUAAUGUUGGCGUCGUGGAUUGUAUCCUUCAUAAUCGCUAUGAAAUGGGACUACAUUGCGAGAGUGGAGGAACCGUUUGCUCUAUUCGAUCAGCUUUACGACAAACCUUGGCUGAGGAUAGGUCCGUACCUGAUAGGAAUAAUGGCCGGGUACAUGUUGUUCCGCAUUGACUGUAAAAUCUCAAUGUCCCCGAUAGUAGUAACAGCAGGAUGGGUGGCGUCCCUGGCGUGCCUGGCGAGUUUGGUUUAUGGUCUGGGCCGAGAAGGCUUGGCUGUGCCUGGGUCUGCAUUUUACGCUGCCUUGGGACACACAGCAUGGGGUUUGUCCUUGGCAUGGAUAACAAUAGCUUGCUGCACUGGACAUGGUGGAGUAAUAAAUGCCUUCCUCAGCUGCAAGCUCUUCCUACCUCUCAGUCGACUCACCUACUGCGCUUAUUUGGUCCAUCCCGUGCUCAUGUGUGCCACCAGUUUCGUUUUGGAUGGAUCUCUUCACCUACACAAUGCGAUGGCUAUUGUAAUAUUCAGCGGAAACGUGGUGUUGUCAUUUUUAUGUGCAUUUGCCAUAUCUUUAGCCUUUGAAGCUCCUGUGGUAAAUCUACUCAAAAUUGUAUUUGCUUGAUCUGAUAUAGUACAUUGAAAUAGAAAAUUAAGGACUGUAUUAUUUUUAAUGUACA
Anoplophora glabripennis (Asian longhorned beetle) is the source of this 2269-nucleotide messenger RNA. RefSeq names its product nose resistant to fluoxetine protein 6-like. The record is from RefSeq and is a predicted model, not a curated record. NCBI's taxonomy places the organism in Eukaryota, Metazoa, Arthropoda, Insecta, Coleoptera, Cerambycidae. The transcript has 9 exons. Bases 1 to 2214 code for a protein of 737 amino acids. Gene Ontology annotation, molecular function: acyltransferase activity, transferring groups other than amino-acyl groups.